Molecule: messenger RNA, 860 nt
Organism: Hermetia illucens (black soldier fly)
Lineage: Eukaryota; Metazoa; Arthropoda; Insecta; Diptera; Stratiomyidae
Product: trypsin beta-like
Exons: 1
Coding region: 18-785 (255 amino acids)
Biological process (GO): proteolysis
Molecular function (GO): serine-type endopeptidase activity
Source: RefSeq, a predicted model, not a curated record
GGAAUGUAUUCGCAAACAUGUUUCGCGUACUACUAAUUGCAGCUUUCGCCUCUGUCAUCCUUGGAGCUUCCAUUCCUCGAGGAGCGCUGCCCAUUCCCGAUGGCAGGAUCAUUGGUGGUGAAGAAACAACCAUUGAGAAGUAUCCAUAUCAAGUCUCCAUCAGAUACAUUGGGUCUCAUCGUUGUGGAGCUUCCGUAUUGAAAACCAAUGUGGUGUUGACUGCUGCUCAUUGUGUCUAUGGAGCAUCUAAACUCCUCCUUCGUUUUGUCGCCGGCUCGAGUCAACGUAACUCGGGUGGAUCAUCAAUUUAUCCUGACAAUAUUGUCAUCCAUAGUGGCUAUUCUCCAUCAACUGCACAGAAUGACAUAGCAUUGGCCAUUUGUCAGGAACACUGGGUGUUCUCAGACACUAUUCAACCAAUUCAACUUCCGAGUGCAUCCCCUGCAGUUGGAUCGAGUGUAAUAGUGAGCGGUUGGGGUACAGAAUCCGAAGGAGCAAGUGAGAUUCCUAUCAAUCUUCGAGCAGUUGAGGUGAAGAUAGUGGACAAGAAAUACUGUAGUGAUGCCUAUGUUCCCACCGGUUAUCCGAUUUUGGAAGGAAUGUUAUGCGCCGCAGUAUCAGGAGGUGGAAAGGAUGCUUGCCAAGGUGAUUCCGGUGGUCCAUUGAACAGUGGAUUGACCCAAGUUGGUAUCGUCUCAUGGGGAUGGGGAUGUGCUCAAGCCGACUAUCCAGGAGUGUACACCGAUGUUGCAACUUAUGCUUCCUGGAUCAAUUCGAACGCAUAAGAUUUCAAUUUUUAAUUUUUCUGAAUAUAAUGGUGUGGAAUAAAUCAAUUAAAAAAAGAAAUAAUUUUCAUUUUA